AUGAAACGUGAAUUAGACGUGCUGCAAUUUUCGUGUCAGAAUCAGAGUCACGAUUUGGAAUACAGCAUUAAGAAAGUUGUUGAGAGGUGCAAUGACAUACAUAGAAAAGUCGAUGAUGAGACUAGGACAAAAGUGGAGGCUCUAUUAAAUGAUAUUAGAAACAAAAUGAACGCAUUUCAAAGUACCAUGAAAAAAGACAUUUACCAACCAUUGAGCGACUGGGUUAAGAACAAUAAAGAGAAAUUAGUAGCAUCCCGCAGUUACGUCGGCGACGAUAUUUUGAUAUUCGAAGAUCGUUAUCCUAAGAUUCAUACGGCGCUUGCGGAAAUAAAAAAGGUGGUUCAGCCGCUGAAUGAUUUGAUGUCCAUCGGUAUCCGUAUGAAAAACCAACCAGUGCUUGAAGGAUUUGCCGAAGAUCUAAAUAAUGCAGUAGAAAUAUUUCCUAAAGCGAUAGAGACAGAUCUAGACAGCUUGCGUAUACAAAUCACAAAAUUGAUGAACGAAUACGUUACAAGUUUAAGUGAUGGUGAAGCAUAUGCUGGCCUUUGUUCUGAAUUCAUAAAUAAUGUUUUAGAAAGCGUAAUUAAGACGCUUGAUGCGAAGGCAGCCGAGAGAGGUAAUACGGUACUUAAAAAGUACGGAUCUAUGAAAAUCAAUAUUGAGAAAUUCAUGGAAAAUUCAAAAGGCGAUUUACAGCGUAUAGGGCAGUUAGUUCAAGGCAUCAAAAACGACAUUUCGAAUCUUAAAACUCAAUCGACCAAUACGAAUGUACCAGACUCAACGCUUACAAGCAUCACUAAAACCUUACCCACCAACAUGAGAUCGCUAACUACAAGCAUUAAUAGGAUACUCGAUGUUGCCGAAGAAGUGGAAAGCAAAUUAGAUACGUGGUUACAGGAAGUGGAGUCAUAUAUUUCCGCAAUCGAUGGACUGCGUAGCAAAUGCGUCAGCGGACUGCAGUCGUAUAUAAACUCGGCAAUCACCGACUCGAAAAACAUAAUCAUCACAGACCUCAGGAAACGCUACGUUCGUCAUACUAAACUAAUGCUCACCGCGUUCGCGGACAAGGUCAGCCAGGAGUUGCAGGGGUUGCCGGGGGAGAUUGAGAGGGAUCUGCGCAUCGGGUUCAAGGGGUUGAUGAGAGUGAUGGGAGGUAAUAAGUACAAUCCAGAAUCAUCAGAAACUUCCAAAUUUGACGAUUCGAAAAGGUCUGAAUUGUUCAAUGUAAUUAGUCAGUUUGCCCCGUCCUUGACGUCACCACUGAAUGGCGCAGUUCAUCUUCAGAAAUUUCAACAGUUAUCUACUCACUUCCACACCUAUUUCGCCAAUAUUUACGGCUACAUCAAUCAUCAAAUUACCCCCAAUCCGCCACCUCAGUCUCCUACCGAAGACCCCAACGUCGCCAAACUCACCGCUGUCAACUCAAAAUUCACCGAUUUACUCACCCACCUCAAAACCGACCCUAAUCAACCCAGAACAUAUAUAUUUGAUAAUACUUACACUAAUCUACAUUCCACCCUCUCCUCCUCCCUCACCGCUCUCCACCCCUCCGCCUUCGCCAACCCCCGGCACCCGGAGCUGCUCGAUGCGAUCAAAAAGGGGCUGGAGGGGUUUGUCGAGCAGAUGGAGCGGGUGUAUGUGAACGGGUAUGAUGAUGGAAAACCUAUAGAUUGGAAUACGAACAAAUUGGUCGAAAAUAAGUCUGAUUCUGAAAAUUCUGGUCAGAACGAAAAAUUAACGCCUUACGGUGAAAAGUUGUCGAAGGUGUUCCUUAGCAUUAUCGAAAUGUUAUUGAACAACUGUUGGGGGUUAUAUAAAGAAGGUUAUGCAAAUCAAACUCAGCGUAUUUGUCUAUAUAAUACGAGCAAGGAUGGCGGGAAAUUGGUCAACGCGCUCGGCACUUUAUUACAUAAACUAGGGUAUAAGGUGCCAUCUGAGGAGGACAAGCAGGACGGGGAGUUGCAGAAUAAGGACAAAACUAUGACAGGUGCAAAAAUUAAGGAGUUAUUUGAGAAAAAAUUAAAAUCGCAGACGACUGCAUUACUUGGAGCUAGGGGAGCUGGCAUCCUCAGUUUCCUAUAUGGUUAUCUCCAGAAGUAUUACGAGGUCCGUCAUCUGGAGGUUCGCGCCUCAACCAAACAUCCCGCGAACAGUUAUCAGAUGCUACAGUGGCUUGCCGGUCUGCGGUGGAAUCCAGUAUUUUUGCCAGUGCGGAAAUAUUUCAGGGAAUUAAUCCCUAUACCUGAAAAAUUCAAGAACACGCCGCGUGAGAAGAUUUCUACAAAUGACCUUAACCUUGCUGCGACCUCAAACAUCAAAGCUCAGCAGCUGGCGACAACAAUGUUGCCAAAUGUUUGUUUGCACGCCCACUCGGUUCUUACUGCCAUCAUGGGUCACGGCCACGCGGGUGGACGUUACGCAGUUGACUACAACACCAACGCGGAAAACUUCGAUUAUCCCAGCAACGCCGCUGCGUGCUUUGAUUUACUCGCGGAUAUAUUAGAAAGACUGUAUCACCAGUUCCGAUUCCUAUGCAGUCAGUGCGAGAACGGCCGUGAGAGCGGUGGAUGGGCUGAUUGUUGGUACGGUAGGUAUGUCGCUGGAUCGGACUGGCAGUGUAAUGAGAAGCAAUGUGCCAACCAAAUAUGCGACCAAACGAAGAACCAAACACGCGACCAAAUUCAUGAGCAAAUGGGUGACCAACACCCCAAGUGCGGUGUGAAAUCGCCACUCCAAUCGUACCUAGAGGACGGCCUACAAGGUUUCCUACCACACCAGUUCAAAAAGCCAGGUUGCAAGCUGGACUGCACUGUGUCCAAUCACCGCGGCCUGCCGUGCAAGACACCAAUGGGCUUUUGUGAUAUCAGUGAACUAGCAUCGCAUACGAAAACGGGCGCCGAUCUCAGAAAGAUUCUAAGAGAUUUCUGUGGUGAAAAAUCUCACCUCCGCUCACUAUGCGCUUGCAUUAUAUGUCUCAUGCAAAAACCUCCGCUGACGCUAGGCGACAUGUUCGCGUUCUAUUAUAAUUAUAUAUACGGCUGGACCACGCAGGAUAGAGAACAUAGAGAGGGCGCAUUUAACAAAGCCGUCAGCGCAGCGCACUUCGAGAACAAAUAUGAUGAGCUCAAAGUGCAUAACCUAUUUUCCCCUAGUCACUCCGCAGUGUGGCAGGGGCAUUCGAGCGGUAGUCUCGGCAGUUUCGUAUGCACAUCAAGAGAAUCGGUCGUAUGUGGGCCAUAUCUGUAUCCCAUCAAUAGCGAAAUCAGAAAUAUAUAUGCAGCUAAAUAUGCCGAUAAAUACCUAUCAUGGAUUGUUUACCAGACUGAGACAUUCUACGAUUUACUCAAAAAGUUAUAUGACGAGUGCAACUCUAACUGCGGUCCAAAGGGAUCCAACUGCUUAACGACAUGCUGUGUUAAGGAUUGUCCAAGGCAUAGAAAACCGCCAACCCCAAAGGAACAUCAUACCGAUUGUAAAUCUAUAGUCCAAUGCAGAAAAGCACUGCCGACUUUGUCAAAAUACGGGUUCGUGUUUCUACAGCAAGCCAAGUUAAACGGGAAGGAUGGACUCGAGAAAAAACGCACGUGCCAAAAUUUCUGUACGGCAUUCAAAGAGGUAUUUAAUAAGGAGUCUAUACUUGUCGAACUUAUUAGAAAAAUUGAUGACUUCAUUUUCACAAUCAGGCAGCCGUUUAUAUGGCUCAACGUGGCACUCUGGUCACUCUCCCUCUUCUACCUCAUCUGCGUGAUGGUUGGCAGACUGGAUGUGCUCCACAUACGCUCACACCUGAGGAUACCGUCAUCGCACAAAAUAACGGCGCAAUCGCUGUUGGCUGCAGCGCAAGUCGGAAGGCUUGCCAAGAUAUCGUAUCUACAGCCGUAA
This is a messenger RNA of Babesia bigemina, 3882 nucleotides long. RefSeq lists its product as hypothetical. The coding region runs from base 1 to 3882 and encodes 1293 amino acids. NCBI's taxonomy places the organism in Eukaryota, Apicomplexa, Aconoidasida, Piroplasmida, Babesiidae. The transcript has a single exon. The record is from RefSeq and is a predicted model, not a curated record.